AUGGCUCAAGAUUCUACUUCUCCCGUUAAAACCACUAAAUCUCUUGACGAUUACGUCUUAUUAGGUCGUAGCAGAUUGAGAGUUUCUCCGUUAUGUCUUGGCGCUAUGACUUUUGGAGAAACAUGGGGAGGCUCAAAUAAAGAAGAAUCAAAAAAAUUUUUUGACCUUUAUUAUGAAAAAGGCGGAAAUUUUUUUGAUACCGCUUGUAAUUAUCAGUUUGUUGAAAGUGAACGUUUUCUUGGAGAUUAUGUUUCCGAUAAACGAUCCGAUGUUGUGAUUGCAACAAAAUAUUCGUGUAAUACGACUGCUUUGCAAAAGGAUAAGAGACUCAAUCCGAAUUUCGGAGGAAAUCAUCGAAAGAGUCUUGUAGAAAAUUUAGAUGGUAGCUUGAAACGAUUGAACGUGAGUUACGUUGAUAUUUUAUAUGUUCAUGUUUACGAGUAUCGAACUCCAAUUGAAGAAUAUAUGAGAGCAUUAGAUGACGUCGUUCGAAGUGGAAAGGCUUUGUACGUUGCCGUAAGCGAUAUUCCAGCUUGGGCACUUUCUCGUUCAAAUACUCUUGCUGAAUUACGUGGAUGGAGCCCUUUCAUUGGACUUCAAACACGCUAUAAUUUGUUGGAUCGUUCAUUAGAAUUUGACUUACAAACAGCUUGUGCCGAGCACGAAGUUGGAAUCAUCCCGUGGGGUAUCGUAGCAGAAGGUUUUCUUACCGGAAGAUAUACGAGAGAAUCAACUAAAUCUCACUCAAUUACUAAGUUUGAAAACGAAUCGAAAAUGGUAGACGAAUAUCGCAGUCUAUCAAUUCAAAGUCAUUCAAAAUCUGAAAAAAAUUGGGAAAUUUUAGAUGAAGUUAUUGCUAUUUCAAAAGAAAUUAACAGAUCUCCCGCUCAGGUUGCCAUGAAUUGGAUUCAACAAAAACCUGGGGUUACUUCUUCCAUAAUUGGUGCUAGAACAUUUGCUCAACUCGAAGAUAAUCUUAAAUCACUUGAAUUCAAAUUGACACCUGAACAAAUGAAAAGACUUGAUGAUGUUUCUCAACCAACUGGACGUGAAAUUCCAUUUCCUUAUUCAUAUCAUGACCAAUUUGAUACAUUUAUUGGAAAAAAUAUACAAGUUCCAAAUAAAUUUGCACCUAUUUCGACUACAUAUAAUUUUGGAAGAUUAGAUUAA
Rhizophagus irregularis DAOM 181602=DAOM 197198 is the source of this 1170-nucleotide messenger RNA. RefSeq lists its product as uncharacterized. Gene Ontology annotation, cellular component: cytosol. NCBI's taxonomy places the organism in Eukaryota, Fungi, Glomeromycota, Glomeromycetes, Glomerales, Glomeraceae. The record is from RefSeq and is a predicted model, not a curated record.